Molecule: messenger RNA, 534 nt
Organism: Oppiella nova
Lineage: Eukaryota; Metazoa; Arthropoda; Arachnida; Sarcoptiformes; Oppiidae
Source: the annotation of a GenBank genome assembly
AUGAAUUGCGCACAAGGAGCUUCCCAUCGGGCACUCAUACAGAAUGCUAUGAAAAACAUACAGUCCCGGUCGUGUAUUAGGUUUAAACAGAGAACCAGUCAAACAAAUUAUAUACAAUUCUUUAGAGGGGACGGGUGCUAUUCAUCAGUGGGACGAGUGGGUGGCCGUCAAUAUCUAUCGCUAGGAAAUGGAUGUCACGAUAUCGGGAGUGCGAUGCAUGAGAUACUACACGCGCUGGGCUUUUAUCACGAGCACAUGCGGUCCGAUAGAGACAACUACCUGACCAUCCAUUGGAAUAACAUUGAGAACGGUAUGGCCGACCAGUUCACCAAAGUGUCCAACUCCAAAAACAAAUUGUACACAAAGUUUGACUACAACUCAAUCAUGAUAUACGGCGCCAAAGCCUUCAGUAAAAACGGCAAAAACACAAUGACUCCCAAACAGAAAGGGGCCAGGAUCAUUGAGUCGCAUUAUAAACGCAAUUUGAGUCCAUUGGAUGUCCAGACACUGAACGCUAUAGUGAAAGAUUUCUAA